AUGGGAGGACAGAAAAUUGGGAACAGGAAACAGGGAGAAUGGGAGAGACUCAAAAAUGGGAGAACAGGAGAUGGUAGGAUGGAAAAACGGGAGACAGGAGAUCGGGAGACGGGAGACGGGAGAUCGGGAGACGGGAGACGGGAGACGGGAGACGGGAGACGGGAGACGGGAGACGGGAGACGGGAGACGGGAGACGGGAGACGGGAGACGGGAGACGGGAGACGGGAGACGGGAGACGGGAGACGGGAGACGGGAGACGGGAGACGGGAGACGGGAGACGGGAGACGGGAGACGGGAGACGGGAGACGGGAGACGGGAGACGGGAGACGGGAGACGGGAGACGGGAGACGGGAGACGGGAGACACGGAAAAAUGGGAAAAUGAAUACAUUCAAUGA
Messenger RNA from Suillus plorans, 396 nucleotides. RefSeq lists its product as uncharacterized. Bases 1 to 396 code for a protein of 131 amino acids. Lineage: Eukaryota; Fungi; Basidiomycota; Agaricomycetes; Boletales; Suillaceae. The record is from RefSeq and is a predicted model, not a curated record. The transcript has a single exon.